This is a messenger RNA of Striga asiatica, 372 nucleotides long. The record is from the annotation of a GenBank genome assembly. Lineage: Eukaryota; Viridiplantae; Streptophyta; Magnoliopsida; Lamiales; Orobanchaceae.
AUGGAAGGAGAAAGUGAUGGUGAUGAUGAUGAUUCGGUGUUUGAGGGAGAAGACUUGACUUGGGCUGCGGAUGCUAAGGCUAGUGGCGCGGAGGAGCCUACGUAUCGAACUAGAGAAAAAGCUCAAAGUUCCAAGUCCAAAGAGGUUGAUAAGGGAAAGGGGAAAGUAAUAGACUUGGAAAGGAGAAAGUUAAUUUCCUCCUGCAAAGGCUCAAGUUUAAGACUAAUUGAUGAAGAGGAAGAAUUUGUAGAUGAUGACUUGGAGUUGCUUGAGGAAGAAAAUGAAGAGCAAGGAUUCAAUGAAAAUGAAAAAUUUAAUUUUGAGGAGGAAGAGGAAGACGAUGAGGAUGAAGAUGAAGAAGACGAAGAAUGA